Molecule: messenger RNA, 5630 nt
Organism: Callithrix jacchus (white-tufted-ear marmoset)
Lineage: Eukaryota; Metazoa; Chordata; Mammalia; Primates; Cebidae
Gene: MCF2L
Product: MCF.2 cell line derived transforming sequence like
Biological process (GO): intracellular signal transduction; positive regulation of Rho protein signal transduction
Cellular component (GO): cytoplasm
Molecular function (GO): protein binding; guanyl-nucleotide exchange factor activity
Source: RefSeq, a predicted model, not a curated record
ACCUCUGCCUCUGCCUCAACCUCUGGAGUAGCUUGGGCCUAUGGGCCUGAAAUACUGUUUCUUUAAGGAAGGGUGUGUUACCUAUCAUUCCAAACCACAAAAGGAUGCCCCGGUGUUGGGCAAGGAGAGGUCAGAGUUUCUUGCACAUGGCCUUGUAGUGGCGGCCAUGGCCCUGCAUAGAAUCUGCAGGUGGCAGCCAGGACGCUACGGGUGUCGAGUGCACAUUGUGGCCUGGUGCCAACCAUGGCAAGGGCGGGCAGCCCCGUGCCUGCCGCGCGCACUUUCCUCACCGGGUCCUGCGUCCUUGGGCAGGCGAUGCCCCUGCCUGGAGGGACCAGUCCACCCCCGGCCAGCCACGGACCCAUGCAUGGACCCAGCGACCCACGGACCCACUUACCUGGGCGCGGCACGGGUGGCAUGCGGCCAUACGGAGGGGGCGCGCUAGGCUGCUGUGGCCUCUGCAGCUUCUGCACUUGCCGCGGGGCAGCUAGAGAUGAAAUCAUGCACCAGGACAUCGUCCCGCUCUGCGCUGCUGACAUCCAGGACCAGCUGAAGAAGCGCUUUGCUUACCUGUCUGGUGGGCGGGGGCAGGACGGAAGCCCAGUCAUCACCUUCCCCGACUACCCGGCCUUCAGCGAGAUCCCGGACAAGGAGUUCCAGAAUGUCAUGACCUACCUCACAGGCAUCCCCAGCCUGCAGGACGCUGGCAUCGGAUUCAUCCUGCUGAUAGACCGGCGGCGGGACAAAUGGACCUCCGUGAAGGCGUCCGUCCUGCGCAUCGCAGCGUCUUUCCCAGCAAACCUGCAGCUUGUCCUUGUUCUUCGCCCAACGGGAUUUUUCCAGAGGACUCUCUCCGACAUCGCUUUCAAAUUCAAUAGAGAUGACUUUAAGAUGAAGGUGCCGGUCAUAAUGCUGAGCUCUGUUCCAGACCUACACGGUUACAUUGAUAAGUCACAGCUGACUGAGGACCUGGGCGGGACCCUGGACUACUGUCACUCUCGGUGGCUGUGCCAGCGCACGGCCAUUGAAAGUUUUGCCCUCAUGGUGAAGCAGACGGCUCAGAUGCUGCAGUCCUUCGGGACGGAGCUGGCGGAAACAGAGCUGCCCAAUGACGUCCAGUCAACAAGCUCAGUGCUGUGUGCACACAUGGAGAAGAAGGACAAGGCGAAGGAGGACUUGUGGCUGGCACUGAAAGAGGGGCACAACAUUCUGGAGAGCCUCAGGGAGCCGCAGGCUGAGGGCUCGGAGCCCGGUGUGAACCAGGACCAGCUCGACAACCAGGCCACCGUGCAGAGGCUCCUGGCCCAGCUGAAUGAAACCGAGGCUGCCUUCGAUGAGUUCUGGGCAAAGCAUCAGCAAAAGCUGGAGCAGUGCCUGCAGCUCCGGCACUUCGAACAGGGCUUCCGGGAGGUCAAAGCCGUCUUGGACACGGUGUCCCAGAAGAUAGCGACCUUCACAGACAUUGGCAACAGCCUGGCACACGUGGAGCACCUGCUGAGGGACCUGGCCAGCUUUGAGGAGAGAUCCAGCGUGGCUGUGGAGAGGGCCCAGGCCCUGUCUCUGGACGGCGAGCAGCUCAUUGAGAACAAGCACUACGCCGUGGACUCCAUCCACCCCAAGUGCCAGGAGCUCCGGCACCUCUGUGACCAGUUCUCUGCAGAGAUCGCAAGGAGGAGGGGCCUGCUCAGCAAGUCACUGGAACUGCACCACCGCCUGGAGACGUCCAUGAAGUGGUGUGAUGAAGGGAUUUACCUGCUGGCCUCACAACCUGUGGACAAGUGCCAGUCCCAGGAUGGUGCAGAGGCCGCCCUCCAGGAAAUUGAGAAAUUUUUGGAGACCGGCACGGAAAAUAAGAUCCAGGAGCUCAGCACGAUUUACAAGGAAUAUGAAUCCAUCCUCAACCAAGACCUCAUGGAGCAUGUGCGGAAGGUCUUCCAGAAGCAGGCGAGCAUGGAGGAGGUGUUCCACCGCAGGCAGGCCAGCCUGAAGAAGCUGGCAGCCAGGCAGACGCGGCCCGUGCAGCCGGUGGCCCCAAGGCCCGAGGCGCUGGCAAAGUCGCCCUGCCCCUCCCCAGGCAUCCGGCGAGGCUCCGAGAACUGCAGCUCCGAGGGCGUGCUCCGGAGAGGGCCCUACCGGAGAGCCAAGAGUGAGAUGAGUGAGAGCCGGCAGAGCCGCGGCUCGGCAGGGGAGGAGGAGGAGAGCCUGGCCAUCCUGCGCAGGCACGUGAUGAGUGAGCUCCUGGACACAGAACGGGCCUACGUGGAGGAGCUGCUGUGCGUCCUGGAGGGCUACGCCGCUGAGAUGGACAACCCGCUGAUGGCUCAUCUCCUUUCAACAGGCCUGCACAGCAAGAAGGACGUUCUAUUUGGGAACAUGGAGGAAAUCUAUCACUUCCACAACAGGAUAUUCCUGAGGGAGCUGGAAAACUACACUGCCUGCCCAGAGCUGGUUGGAAGAUGCUUUCUGGAGAGGAUGGAGGACUUCCAGAUCUACGAGAAGUACUGUCAGAACAAGCCCCGCUCCGAGAGCCUGUGGAGGCAGUGCUCGGACUGCCCGUUCUUCCAGGAAUGCCAGAGGAAGCUGGACCACAAGCUGAGCCUGGACUCGUACCUGCUGAAGCCGGUGCAGAGGAUCACCAAGUACCAGCUGCUGCUCAAGGAAAUGCUGAAAUACAGCAAGAACUGCGAGGGGGCUGAGGAUCUGCAGGAGGCACUGAGCUCCAUCCUGGGCAUCCUGAAGGCCGUGAACGACUCAAUGCACCUAAUCGCCAUCACCGGCUAUGACGGGAACCUUGGCGACCUGGGCAAGCUGCUGAUGCAGGGCUCCUUCAGCGUCUGGACCGACCACAAGAGGGGCCACACCAAGGUGAAGGAGCUGGCCAGGUUCAAGCCCAUGCAGCGGCACCUGUUUCUGCAUGAGAAGGCCGUGCUCUUCUGCAAGAAGCGGGAGGAGAACGGGGAGGGGUAUGAGAAAGCCCCCUCCUACAGCUACAAGCAGUCCCUAAAUAUGGCUGCCGUCGGCAUCACAGAGAACGUGAAGGGGGACGCCAAGAAGUUCGAGAUCUGGUACAACGCGCGCGAGGAAGUCUACAUCGUCCAGGCACCAACUCCGGAGAUUAAAGCCGCCUGGGUGAAUGAAAUUCGGAAGGUGCUGACCAGCCAGCUGCAGGCUUGUCGAGAAGCCAGCCAGCACCGGGCAUUGGAGCAGUCACACAGCUUGCCCCUGCCGGCGCCGACCAGCACCAGUCCCUCAAGAGGAAACCCAAGGAACAUCAAAAAGCUGGAAGAAAGGAAAACAGACCCGCUGAGCCUGGAGGGAUACGGCAGCUCAGCGCCGCUGUCAAAGCCCCCCGAAAAGGGCAAAGAUGACGAGGUCACUAGCUCUACCUCAGAAAGCUCUGCGCUUUCCAGAAAGCGCUUUACCCUGCAGGGCUUUGGUAACCUCAAAGGUCAGAAAGCUUCUCCUACCAGUCCUGACAAAAAAGCCAAGCGGCACGAAGUAAAGAGCGACCCGACUCCUUUUGGUCUGCGAGGUUGGAGCAAAACAUCCCACUCACUGGAGGCACCUGAGGACGACGGGGGCUGGUCAAGUGCAGAGGAGCAGAUUAACUCGUCCGACGCAGAGGAGGACGGCGGGGUGGGCCCCAAGAAGCUGGUUCUGGGGAAAUACACAGUCGUGGCAGACCACGAGAAGGGAGGCCCCGAUGCGCUGGUUGUGAGGAGCGGGGACGUGGUGGAGCUGGUGCAGGAGGGCGACGAGGGCCUUUGGUAUGUCAGGGACUCCACCACCGGCAAGGAAGGCUGGGUGCCGGCCAGCAGCCUGUCUGUCCACCUCGGCCAAUCCAGCUCGGCCCAGUGCCUGAGCAGCUCAGAGUCAAGCCCCGGGUCGGCCGUGCUGAGCAACUCAUCCAGCUGCAGCGAGGGCGGCCAGGCCCCCUUCAACCUGCAGGCGUAGCGCCACGCCGUCUCGGCACAGAAGACCAGCGCGCUCUGGGGACUGCCGCUGCGAGGGCUGGCGUGGCAUGAGGAGGGCACGGUGCCCCCGGACAUCCCAGGAAGGGGCACCUCACCGCCCAGACCCAGAGCUCCUGGCUGUGUGAGCUGCAGAGGACCCCUCCGGGGCAGAGGCUGGUUCCACGGAAGACCCCGGACCACAGGGCCUUCCUUGGAGACUCCAGAGCCCGCCGAGGAGGGACUGCUGGGAAUAGCCCUGGCAGGCAGUGCCAGGCAGCGGUGUCUCACCCUGGCUCCACUGCGCUGUCUCUGCCUCCGGACAGUGCCUUCGGGGGCACGCAGACCAGGGAGCUGGUCCCGGAGAAGGGUGAGAUCCUCUGACCAAUGGCCUGAGGGGAGCAGGGCAUGGGGACUCUGUAUUUACAAGUUUUAGGAUUUUUUUUUAAGCAGGGAUCAAUCCCAUGGCCAUUUUUUGUGGUACUUUGGCCUCAAUUCUUUACCAGGAAUCACUGUGUUUACACGAAAUGACAAUUUGAUACUGUAUUUGAUAGAAAACUAUUUUUUGUUACCGGGGUUUACAUAGAAGCAUGUUGUUUAUACCACGGCAUGACUCUGGGACCCUCCUGUGGGAAACAGAUGGCACUCCCUGAGCUCCCUGCUCACAGGUGGAUGAAAACAUGCCCCUGGUGGCAUCUCCACCACCAAAAGCGGUCAGAAGCCAAGGAGAUUCCUUCACCUGCAGACACUUCAUUUUCAAAAGAAAAUUUAAACCAUAAUUUAAACAGUUAACCUUCUUUUCUACAAAAAUAAAAUGCAGGGACUUGAUUUUUUUUAAAGAGCUCCACUGGAUUAGGAUAUUUUUAUUGCUUUUAAAGAAAAUACGAAGAUGCCGUUUUUGCAGGGUGUCGUGUGCACCAGCACUGCUGACCUGAGCUCAGAGAGCCCUGCCCCUGCCUCACUGCACCGCAGCCUCCUCGGAGGCCACACCUCCACUCCCCCCACGUGCCCCCUGCCACCCUCCAGGUCCACCUGCCACCCAAUGACCAUCUUGGGUAAGAAGUGUAAGUGGGGAGAGUUUAUUUUAUUUAAGUCACAGCAGAACUGGAAAAACCCCUUCUGUUUUACCCUUCUUGUGUUUCAGAAACAUAUUUUGUUCUUUUGAAGCCUUUUUGGUGUCUGGUCUGCAGAUAUUUUUGUAUGUGUGCACCUCUGACCAUGUGUGUACAUAUGCCUCGCCGGAAAGGGCACGUUCGCCGUCCCCAUGCUGCUGGGUGCGCCGACUCACCGCCUCAUGGUUGUGGCCCCAGCGCAGUGGAGGCGGGCAUGGCUGCAUUCCCCUCAUGCUCCCCUCCUGGUGGUGGCCUGCAGCCAUCACUGGCCAGACCUCCAGGGUGCAGAAUUACAUAGGGAGCGUGCAGAGACUCAGUAGCUUUUCCUCUGAUGUAUAAGUUACUUGGAACUUGCUGUGUCCUACGUCCCCGAUGUGCUGUGAGGGCGCAGUGCCUCCAUCUCAUGGUGCAGCUGCGUGCCCUUGUGUGACCCUCUCCAUAAAGGCACUUUACAGCUUCAUGUUUCAUCCACUGUCACUUUUUUUUUAACUGCUGAUGUAAAUGAAAUUUUAAAAGCAGAGUUCUUUAUUGUAUGGAUGAAGUCUGAAUAAAUAUCAGCAACUCCUGC